Molecule: messenger RNA, 207 nt
Organism: Dovyalis caffra
Lineage: Eukaryota; Viridiplantae; Streptophyta; Magnoliopsida; Malpighiales; Salicaceae
Source: the annotation of a GenBank genome assembly
AUGAGAACCUCUAGUGCUGUGGAGCUUAAGGCUCGUAUUCCAUGGUUGAAUUGGGUUGUUCAUGGUGGUGUAUUGAAUCUCAGAUACUUAAAUUCUCAGAAAGUAGUUAGUGUAUAUACAAACGAAGAAAUUAAUCACAUAACUGAACCAGUACCUCCUCAGCUCCUGACUGAAGAAGAGCUCAUGCCACAGAGAGACCUCAGGUAG